Molecule: messenger RNA, 3906 nt
Organism: Sapajus apella (tufted capuchin)
Lineage: Eukaryota; Metazoa; Chordata; Mammalia; Primates; Cebidae
Gene: TMEM65
Product: transmembrane protein 65
Exons: 8
Coding region: 549-1349 (266 amino acids)
Biological process (GO): cardiac ventricle development; regulation of cardiac conduction
Cellular component (GO): mitochondrion
Source: RefSeq, a predicted model, not a curated record
GCCCCCUUCCUCCUUGUGCUGCCGCUAGGGGUAGCGGCGUCGGCUGCGGUCCGGGAGCGCGGCUGCUUUGAGGGCUCGGGAACCCUACAGAGUGGGGACGUGGGGAGGCUAUAGGGUGAGAAAGCCGGCCAGAGAGGAGGGCGGCGCUGGAGGAGGGCGGCGCGUGGCUGACUCAUCCCUCUGGAAGAUCAGACUGAUCUACACACACACUCGCGCGUCCGCCCGCCCGCGCCGCCCCACCUCAGCCGGGAGGCGCCCGCCCGCACCUCCCUCCCGCCCUCUACGGGCGCUGUCCGGGCCCGGCCGUCUCAGAGAAAGUUUUUUCCAUCCGAGGGGCCGGAGCUGCCGCGGGCCUUUUGGAAGGGCAGAGGGACGGAACAGGAGGCGAGAGCCGCACGGGCCCGCGGUUUGCAUGGUGCCCGGCGCCUCGGCUGCCUGGCAGGAGGACCUUGGGGCGGGGUCGGGCCGAGCCCAGCUACUUUUCCCCUCAGCCGCGCCAGAAACCGCCUUCGCGGAAGGCCGCGGGGGUCCCCGCUCCUCAGCUCGUCAUGUCCCGGCUGCUGCCGCUGCUGAGGAGCCGGACCGCGCGCAGCCUGAGGCCGGGCCCGGCCGCCGCCGCGCCCCGCCCGCCGUCCUGGAGCUGCUGCGGGCGGGGGCUGCUGGCGCUCGCGCCCCUCGGCGGCUUCCCGGGCGGUCCCCGGCGGCUGGGCACUCACCCCAAGAAGGAGCCCAUGGAGGCGCUGAACACGGCGCAGGGCGCGCGCGACUUCAUCUAUAGCCUGCACUCCACGGAGAGGAGCUGCCUGCUCAAAGAGCUGCACCGCUUCGAGUCCAUUGCCAUCGCCCAAGCAUGCAGAUAUCCCAAACCUGAGAUUGCCAUUGUGAAACGUGCAAAGGAAGUAUCCUCAGCAGAGACCCCUGAUAGUUUUGAAAAAUUGGAAGCUCCACCACCCACCCCAGGACAGCUGAGAUAUGUAUUCAUCCACAAUGCGAUACCUUUCAUAGGGUUUGGCUUUUUGGAUAAUGCAAUUAUGAUUGUUGCAGGAACCCAUAUUGAAAUGUCUAUUGGAAUUAUUUUGGGAAUUUCAACUAUGGCAGCUGCUGCUUUGGGAAAUCUUGUGUCAGAUUUAGCUGGACUUGGACUUGCAGGCUAUGUUGAAGCAUUGGCUUCUAGGUUAGGCCUGUCAAUUCCUGAUCUCACACCAAAGCAAGUUGACAUGUGGCAAACACGUCUUAGUACACAUUUGGGCAAAGCUGUUGGGGUGACUAUUGGCUGCAUUCUAGGAAUGUUUCCUUUGAUUUUCUUUGGAGGAGGUGAAGAAGAUGAAAAACUGGAAACGAAAAGUUAAUCCUCUUAGAAUACCGAUAAAAAGAUGUAAACUAAUGUACCUCAGUUAUUAAAUAUGCUGUCACAACAUUUAGGAAUUAAGACAGUAACACUAUAGAUAUGGGAUCAAAUAAUUUAGCAUGUAUUAUGGAAAACACUAACUUAUUGUGGCUUGGUCUUCUUAGGACAUCUUUUUAAAAAAAAACCAGUAUCAUUUUGUGUAAAUUGUUGAAAUGCUUUUUCAUCGAUAGCAGUCAACAUUUUAUCUUUUCUUUUUAUAUUCAUAAUGUUAUUUAAGUAUCAGUCAUUGAUGUACUGUAUUGACUUGGGGUUUGCUUAUUUGUUACUUAACAUGCGUACAUGCAUGAAAGCAUUUUUGGUUGUUGUUCCCUGGUAGUUACAUUUCAAUCUUGAGAUUUUUCCAAAUUACUUAAGAUGUUUAAUAUCAGUUAAAGGUUUUUUUUACCCUCUUUUUGGCAACAUCAAUUUUGUACUGUUAUGCAGUAAACAUUUAUAAUCAUAUAAUUUCAGUCAUUUUCUUGACUCUCACAUCUAUUGAAAAUGGAUAUGGAUACAGAUUUUAAGUAUUUUAAGUAUAUAGCACUUAUUUUAAUUUUCUGACUUUACUAUUUUAAGAGCCAGAGGUUAAGAAGAAAGAGCAAUUAUGUGGUCUCCCUGCUGCAUAUAACCGUAUAUACUAACAAGCGUACUAUUUUUAAUUGAUUUUUUUUUAACCUUUAGUUUCCCAGUUUUGAAUAAUUACAUGGUGGGUUCUGACUUUUGAGGGGAAGAAAAUGAUUAUUUUAGAGUCUUUGAAAUGGGGAUUGUGGAAUUAAAUUGAACUAAGGGAUUCAAUAUGAUGCUUGAAAAUUAAAAGGCUAAAGGCUUUUUUUAAAAGAAAAUGUCGAAAAUAGGAACUGUCAAUAAGGUUUAUGUUAUAAAUGGUGAAGUUGAAAUGAUGUUUGGAAGGUUAAUGAGAUAACAAAUUAUAUUAUUUGGGAAGGCUUCUUUUUUUUCCCCCAAAUAUGACAUCAUCUCAUCUGAAUGGAAUGAAUCUGAAUAUUCCAUACUCAUACUCCUAAUCUCAUUGUAGCUUACUUAGUGAAUUUUAUUUAUGAAUAAUUUCUUUUGAAGUGAAAAUUAGAUAUUUAAUAUUUUGCUUUUUUGCUAGUCUACUCAAAAAUUACAUGAAGAGAAAUCCUUCCUCCCUGUUUUUCUUUUUUCUUCUUUUGUGGUAUUUAAAGAAUAUUUUAGAUUGAAGUUACUUAUUUCUAGUUUUGUAUAUCUGACUUAAAUAACCAUGUAAGAAUUAUAAAUUUUAGUUUUCGGAACCCUUAAACUUUUUAGCAUGAGGUCUGUUACACAUGCUAAAAAAUUAUUCUUACUUGUAACAGUGUAAAUACAUCAUGGAGGAGAGAAACUUAAAAUAAUGUUUUGGCUAUUUAAGUUAUUUGUGUUGCUAAAUAGAUGCAGAGGAUUUACAGCAAUUUUAUUUUGAGGUUUUAUUUAUACAUAAUUACUUUGAACUCUUAAGAGGAGGUUUUUUUUUUCAUGAGGCAAUUUGUCAUAAAUUUUCUCAUGCACUUCAGAAUGAAUAAGUGCUAUCCUUUAAUCAUAGCCUUUGGGGGAGAAAGCAUAAAAACAUAGCAUAUAAUCAAAAUAUAAGUAUAUGACAUGCACAAAUAUAACAUUCUUAUUGAAUCAAAUCAUAUUUCUAGAACUUGCGAUCUUAAAUAGAGUUUUGUUUUGUAUCUUCCAUAUAAUGUCACACACAGAUAACCAGACAAAAAAUCCUUUGUAAAAUUUCAGAUUCAUAGCAUUAGAGUACCUAUAUUUUGGGCAGUGGGGAGGUAAACUGUAGGUGCUUUCUUUUGUCCCUAACUUGUAUAUUGAUGGCAGUCCAUUCUGUUUUCCAAAAAUGUAUGUGGUGCUUUACUUCUUAUUAAUUAAAUCCCAUAUUAGAAACCUUGCCUGUGAGUUUAGAAAGGGCUUUUGAUGAUUGUUUUUUCUUUUUGCUCUUGAAAAUAAUCCAGUCCUAGGGAAUUAUUGGUUUAAUGGAACAUCUGCAGAAUUACUUAAGGUGUCAAAAUAUAUAGCCUUCACAUUGAAAGAUGAUUUUAAUUUAUGGGCAUAAUGAAAAUUUGAAUCAGGUAAUUAAAUUUCAAAAAAUGGAGACCAUUGGUCUUUAACUGAAGGGUAUAUGUUUUUUAAGAUCAUAGUCUACACUAGCACGUGCAUUGCACGGAGUGCUUUCUGAAGAAUGGUUCUUUUUAAGAUAAUGACUUCAUAUGAUUAUUGCUUCAUGUUAUUUGCCACAAAGAACUUUAAUUCAGGUUUAAACUGGAACUGUUUGUUUCUCAUAUUAGCUACUUCUCUAUUAGGAGCACAUGAACUAUAGUUAAAUGCAACAUGAGCUACUUUAGUACUGUUUGUUUGAAAUUUAUGUUGUCCAUGUAUUAUGAUUUAUGAACUUGUUGAUGCAUGUAAAUUGGGUGCAUUUUGUUGCCAUGUACGUUAAAUGGUGACCAAUGUUUUUACAAAGGAAUUGAACAAAAAAGUAUCUUUUAAGAAAUUUGGAA